Messenger RNA from Bicyclus anynana (squinting bush brown), 2511 nucleotides. RefSeq names its product hsp90 co-chaperone Cdc37 (gene Cdc37). The coding region runs from base 147 to 1265 and encodes 372 amino acids. The record is from RefSeq and is a predicted model, not a curated record. Gene Ontology annotation, biological process: protein stabilization; protein folding. The transcript is spliced from 5 exons. Lineage: Eukaryota; Metazoa; Arthropoda; Insecta; Lepidoptera; Nymphalidae. Gene Ontology annotation, molecular function: protein-folding chaperone binding; protein kinase binding; heat shock protein binding. Gene Ontology annotation, cellular component: cytoplasm.
CAUUUGUCGUCUGUGUGAAUAAAUCGAGAUUCGCUUCAUUGUCAUUCGUGCAUUUCUUGCUCCACUGCCGUUUUUAAUAAAGAUUUUGUGUAAAUUAACCGGGAAAACUUGACAUUUAACAAAACCAACCGAGAUUAUUAUUAAAAAUGGUGGACUACAGCAAAUGGAAGGACAUCGAGAUCUCGGAUGACGAAGAUGAAACGCAUCCAAAUAUUGAUACGCCGUCGUUAUUUCGCUGGCGACAUCAAGCUCGUGUGGAGCGUAUGGAGGAGAGAAAACGUGAGAAAGAGGAACACGAGCAACGCAAAGCCUUGAAUAUUAAAAAACUCGCUGAGACCAGAGAGAAAAUAGCGAAAACUGAACCUAACAGUCCCAAUUUGGACACCUUAAAGAAGUCACUUGCGGAAUUAGAGAAAGAAGACAGAGAGAUACAGAAGAUAGAAGAAGAAUUGAGAAAGAAAGAGAAGAAAACACCUUGGAAUGUGGACACAAUAAGUGAGCCUGGUUUCACUAAAACUAUCAUAAACACAAAAGCACUGCGGCCAAAGGAAGAAAAUUUAACUGAAGAGGAAAAGGAAGCUAAAAUGAGGAAGUUCAUAAAUGAUAACGAGAAGUUGCUGAAACAGUUUGGUAUUCUGCGUAAGUAUGACGACUCCAAGCAAUUCCUGCAACAGCACAGCCAACUUGUCUGUGAAGAGACUGCCAACUAUCUGGUCAUUUGGUGUAUUAACUUGGAAAUGGAAGAGAAACAUGACUUGAUGGCUCAUGUUGCCCACCAAACUAUCUGCAUGCAGUACAUCUUGGAGCUCUCUAAACAGUUGGAUGUGGAUCCGAGGGCCUGUGUGGGAUCUUUCUUCUCUAGAAUCCAAAUAGCAGAAAAGACGUACAAAGAUUCAUUUGAUGAUGAAUUGGAGCAGUUCAAAGCCAGAAUCAAGAAGAGAGCAGCGGAGAAGAUCCAAGAGGCCAUUCGUGAACAGGAAGAAGAAGAAAGGAAGGCGAGACUCGGUCCUGGGGGACUUGACCCUGUUGAAGUAUAUGAGGAGUUACCUGAUGAACUGAAAAAAUGUUUUGACUCCCAAGAUGUUCCACUGCUGCAAGCGACCAUCGCCAAAAUGCCUGAACAGGAAGCUAUUUACUACAUGAAGAGAUGUGUGGACUCCGGGCUCUGGGUUCCCGGUAAAAAUGAUGAUGAACCAACCAUUAAAGAGAACGCUUCCCCCAAUGCCAAGGAAAAGCCUUCAGCUAGCACCGACGAUUUAGACUGAUAAUAUUUUUUUUUUUUGUGAUUUUUCUAGAUUAAGAUUAUCUUUUUGCCUUUGAGAGAAACACAAGUGAACUUUCGUAUGCUUUUAAAUUACAACAACUUUACCUGUACUUGCUAACUUGGACUCUUUUAGAAAGGACAUGUCCCAAUUUUGUAUGGAGGCUGGGCCUUUAUUCCGAGUGUCGAGUAAGUAGAACAAAUUAUAUUUAUCUUAAAAGAACAUAAAAUUUAGGGCUUAAAACCUGAAAUACAAAAAUUUUAAGAACCCGCAUUUUUUUUAAAUUAAUUAAAUAAAAUGUAAUAUUUUUUUUUAAUUAAUUAAAUGAAAUUUUCAUUAGCUGAAAACAUUAAUUAAGAAUUUUUAUCAUGGCAACAUGCUCGUAACUCACACCCUGACAGAUUGUCAGUGAUCUUCGCGUAGUCGCGGUCGUUUAAGGCGUUUUUAAAGAAAUUUAAGGAAUUAUUUUGUUUCAUGCUUCUCUGUCUACGAUUUAAUGUUUUUUUUUAUCAUGUGUUAUUUGACAAUAUUGAAUGAGGUUGACAGCUUACACCGGAUAUAGGAAAAUAAUUUUAUUGACUAUUAAUACUUUUACCUACUGUAUUGUCUAUGUUUAAUUUGUAGACAAGGGAGAGAACCAAAAAAAUAAUUAUCUAAUUAGAUAAUUGUUUAAUUAAUGCGGGUUCCAAAAAUUCUGAAAAUAUUUUCUAAUCAGCAAUUUGUAUCUAAAAGUCCUUAUAUCACUAGUCACUAAUAACCUGAAAUUUCAAAAGUCCUUCUAAAUUAAGGUUACUUGAAAUAAAUGAAUUUAAUUUGUAACUCUGCUGAGUACACAAAGACCGAGUUAGCAAACAAACACUACACUUUUCUUUUAAAUAUUUUUUUCCCUUCUAAGUUUCAUGGUUAGGUAUGUUAAUCCGAAAAAUCUGAAGUCAUUUUUUUUUUUAAUAAUUAUCUAUUUAAUAUCUACCAGGUAUUCACACAUAGGGGGUUUUAAAAAUAUUCACUUGUGAAUUUCUCUUUAUAAUAACACCAAUCUUAUCUUCAACUUCUAAUAAGUCCAUGAAUAAGAUUCUAUUAACAAGUUUUAAGAUAUAAAUUACUUUAUAGUAGUCCUUAUAUGCUAGAUGUUAUGUUCUGUUUUAAAAGAUGUAUAAAGAUUGGGCUUCAUCAGUCACAAUUAUUUAUGUACACAAAUAAUGAAACCACAGAAAUGAGCAAUAAUAAACUUACGGCUAUAUUAUAAAAA